ACAGAUCAUAAGGUCGCAAUGUCUAGGCCCUGAAUAUACCACAAACUAUUUAACCCUGUAUCACAACAAAAGGGAUACUUCAACUUUAAUCAUUCUAUCAGUAUCUUAGGUGUUACCGACUCAUCAGAAAAACCCCUGUGGAAACAAUGGUCACCAAACCAGAGGACCUUAAUGACCACAUCCCACUGGUGUCCUAUCUUGUUGAGGGACAGCUGCUAGUCACGCCAAGAACAUUCUUGUUACGUUAAGCUAAUAGUUUCUAAUCAAAAAUGCUGCUUCGUGUCAUUGUGUCAGCAAAUGAAAUAAGACGCCUCUCCAUUAAGAACAUCCCCCCAUCAAUUGAGGAACUGUGUCAGCUAUUGCAAAACAAGAUUGGACUGAGAGGAAGCUUUAUCUUACAAUUUGAAGAUCCAGAAUUUGGAAACAAGUUGUGUCAUGUGAGAGAUAUCAAAGAUCUUCCGACAGAGCAGAUAAGUGCAGAGUUCAAAAGGAUCGUCACUACAGACCUUUUGCAGCCAUUUCUUGAAGGAUUAGAUGGUCUGGUUCCAACACUUCUUGAAGUGUAUAAAGCAGCAGCAAUGUCUGGCAGAAAGCUGUCACUCAAAAGUAUUUUGCAUUGUCAUGAGAAAGAUGACACAAACCAGAAGAGAAGAACUGCUGCACUGCUUGGUCUACCAAACUACAUAUCCGAAGAUCCAUCAGGCAUUAUCAAAACAUGUGAUGCCCAUGGCGAACAGCUGUAUAUGAUUAUGAAGGGGAUGCAAGUAGGACUCCUGAUUGGCCAUGAAGGUGUACUUCUGGAUGCAUUCCAACAAGAGGUCUUCAAUGUGGCAGUUGUGGUGGAGGAGACCAUCAUUUUACAAAGCCUCCAAAAUGUGCCAGAGGGCUUUGCCAUGCUACUGUUUUAAUCUGGAAUAUUCACAAAAGAUGAAAUAUACUUUUGAGUUUCUGCAGAGAGUGGUUAUGAAGAUUAAGCCAGAUCAGGGCUCUGCACGGAUACAUGGCCUGAGAAAUAAACUGCUGAUAUACAGAGUGUAGACACUGAUGUAAAAAAAAUCAUAAUUAAUUUCCGAGUCAAACACUAUGAAUGUGUUGGAACUUUAAUUUAUAUUCUUGUUUUAUUGAAUUUUAA
Polypterus senegalus (gray bichir) is the source of this 1132-nucleotide messenger RNA. RefSeq lists its product as uncharacterized. Lineage: Eukaryota; Metazoa; Chordata; Cladistia; Polypteriformes; Polypteridae. The coding region runs from base 270 to 908 and encodes 212 amino acids. The record is from RefSeq and is a predicted model, not a curated record. The transcript has 6 exons.